UGCUUAAGUGCUUAUUUAUCUUAUCCUCCGUCUGGACUAAGAAGUAGCAGUUGGUAGUGUCAGAACAGUGAAACUCAAAAGACAAUGUGCUCUAUUCCAACUUCUUCUUUUCUCGGAAUCAACACCACAUUUCCAAAAUUCCAACUUUGCCCUUCUCGACUUCCCUCUUCUUCUUGCUCACGUGUGGUGUGUCAUGUUGGUUCCAAUUCCAAUGUUCAACACGUUGCCAGUGACCUCAAAUUCGUCUUGCACGAUGCUCUCGAUGCUUCUGGAAUCGACACCACCCACGCCAGAGAAGCUAGGGAGAAUUUCUGCUCACAAAUUCAGAGAUUUACUGAUGUUGAGAGGGAAACCAGCAUUUGUAUCAACAGGUCUGUAGAUUUGGGAAGAACUGCUCUCUAUAUAGAUGCAGAAGAUGAUUCUCUGGUGUCACAUUCAUCAGUUCCACUUCCUGUGGAUGCUUUCGUCACAAGAUUAGAUGAUAUAUCAAUGGACUACUGUCCUCACUACAGCCCCGAAUACGAUUCAUCACCCGAGAAGUUUUUAGAGAGCAUAGAGAGAUUUCUAUAUGUUCACAAGGAGAACCAAUGCACAUCUAUUGGAGCCACGAUCACUUUAUCUCCACUCCGUAAUAAUAUCUCUGAUAUACAAGUUGUUUCUGAAGAGAAACCUGUGACUAGUAGACAUUUAAUAGAUUUAUUUUCAUGUGUUGAGCAGGUUUUGACUAAUCGUUCAGGAUCAACUGCAAUGCUGUCCCUAAUAUAUUCAGAAAUUCUGAAAAUGCUCCGUUUGUGGGGCCUUUUGUAUUUUGAUGCUGAAAUUUUCUUCCCUCAUGAUGCUCUUAGCCUUCCCAAAGGCUAUCACAAACAGAAAAGCAAGGAGUCAGACCAAGCACACAUAAUGACAUCAGGAAACCUAUUGGUUGGGAUCUUAAAUGAUCUGAAGCAUGCAUUCUGGCCUUUUCAACAUGAUCACUCCAAAAAUUUAUUCUUAAGGGCAGCAAAUGCUGCUAACUGCAUUGACAGAACAGAUUUUGUUGGAGAAAGCGGCUUGCAAAUUGCAUCAGCUAAGGCUGCUCAACAUAGGUUGGAUCGAGGUGUUUGGACCAGUGUGCGUUUUGGGGACAUGAGGCGUUCUUUGUCUGGUACGAAUAUGAUGCAGUUUAUCUCUGAACUCUCAAUAUUAUAAAGCCAAUGAAAAGAUUUUGGUUCUGCAUGGCCACCCUCUCCAUGCUGCCAUGACAAUUCUUUUACGAAUGAGAUUAAUUGAUGGAUCUAGAAUUCGAUGCACUAUGCAUGUAAACUAUAUAAGGCUAGAUACUAAAUAUGUGUUUACUUUUAUACUUUGGACUGUUUUAAGAACAAUAAGCUAGAAAUUGUUGAUAACUAGCUCUUCUUCAUUAUGUUGACUUUGUAUGAGGAACUGGUUAGACUUUUGAAUUUUGUUAGAUUCCCUGUUAUUAGGUUUAAUAGUUUACUUCUGGAUGUUCCUACAAUGGACAAGCAAAAACUUCCCUUUUAGGGCACUGUUUUGUGGUGAUAAAAAGCUGGAUAAUAAAUAUCUCUUGUUGCCUGUUUUCCUUUUACUUAUUUUUGGGGGAGGUGAGAAUGGGGACAAGACAAUAGAUAUUGGGAAGGCGUAUUAGCAAUUGGCUGGAUUUAAUUUGUACGUAAUUCAUAAUUGGUUCCUCUCCUUUUAGAUGUCAAGAAAUGCUGGAUAUUGUUUGAUUGAAUGUUCUUUCUCGAAUUUGGCUCCAUUAAAGCAAGGGGUGCACUUUAGAGGGAAAAGUGAGGAGCUAUAACCGUUUUGAUUAUCUAAUAAAUGGUGAGAUUGUAAUGAAAUACAUGCAUUUUUGUAACAAACAAUUAAGUUAUUAAAAUAUAUUCCCUUGAUUUCCCAAUCACCCGUUAUAGGCAUAGGCCACCUUUAGUGAGGGUUUAUCAGAGAAAGCCUAAGAAUAGGACAGCUGCAGAGGGUUUGAAUUGUCAAUCAUAACUGUAUUAGUGAUAACUGUAUUUUAUUUCAUGCUCUAUAAAUAGUUAGUUAGAAAAGGGGGAAGAUAUCUUAGGAGAAAUCAGAUAUUAUAAGGAGAGACUGGAACUCUCGAAAUUCCAGUAAGAGGGUGCUGUAUUGUUUCCAAUUCUCUUCUUUUAUUCAGAGAAGAUUCAAAAAACUUCUAUUCUUUGUUCGAUACCUAUCACACAGGUUAUAGCUGCACACUUUCACCUCUUAAAGUGAACCUUUCAUUUCAAGGGAGUCAAACCCUUCCUUCUUAAAGAGAUUGGUUAACCUGCUUUACAUGCAGACACCCUGCUUUUUAGCUUCAAGUUGUUCUUUAUCAUCUUUCCAUGGUUGAAACCCAUUUAUUAUCACCAAAACUAACUUUCUAGUCAUAGUCUAAUAUGAAAUAGGUAUAGUAUUGAGUAUUACAAGAUUGAGAGAGCAUAAGAAUUUAUGGUUGAAAGCCCUCUGCAUUUUUCUUCUGUCAAUUUUGUUGAUACUGAUUAACCAUAUUUGGAACUACCAACAGUUAUUACACACUUCUCUCUCAUAUUUUGAUAUGGUCCCAAAUAUUUUCCCUAUUCUUUCAGCAUGCGAACGCCUUAUCCUGCUAAAAAAUGAGGUAAAUGAGUUAAGGGAUUACAGCAUUCUUCUCUAUCAUUGUGGUUUAUAUGAGCAGUCACUGGAAUACCUGAAGAAGUACCAUGAACUAAAGGUACUAUUAUGAUCCAAUGCAAAACAAUGCAUAAAUGAUUGCUUUUCCAAGUUAACUGAAUGAGGUAUUCACCAUUCAAUUUCUGCAGAACUCAUCUACACAGGUGAUGUCAUCAUUAAACUCUCUCAGCAGCCUAGAAGAUGAUGCUGUGGAUAACCUGAUGACUCGCUUGAAUCUUAUCCUGAUGGAGCAAGGUUGGAGUCAACCAACAUAUGCCCGGAAUUUCCUUGGUAAUAACUCUGAACCAUGGUAGUUAAUCUUCCAUGUUGUUUGAGACAACAUCAAAGAAGAUUGGCAUUAAGCCCAUGUUGGAAAUCGACGCUGAUAGUUCAUGACAGCAAAUUUUAUUGUAUUUGUGGACUCCCAAGCGUGAGAUUUUGAGAUACAUGCAGCUGUAGUUCCAAUAGCAUGCAUUUUCUGCAAUCAUACAAAUGAAAAAAUAGGGUUGCAACUGCUGAAGUGGACGAGUUUGUCCAAUAAAUUGAAGAUAUUACACAUGGGUUGACUGAAAGUAACAUCAAGUAUGGAGCAUAGAAAAUUCUCUCUUACCUAUAUUCCAGUAAUUAUAUAAUUCUGUUCCUUUUACAUAUAUUUCCUCUGUAAAACUCAUGUAUAUAUAGCUAUGAAAAAUUGGAUGUAUUGUUGAAUCAGCAUUACGUCAUAUAUUCGAGGAGUAUCCCAAGCAAGAAGGGGGGGAGAGGAGGAAUACCUUCUAAGAAUCCUGUGAAAUUCAUAUAUGCAUAUUUCAGGAAUUGGACUUGACAUCGUUACUAUAUUUAAGAAAUUGACAGAAAGAAUGCGUAGUUAAUAGCAAGCUUCCAAAGUGAAGUAGAGAUUUUAGCCUCUUAUGCUAUGUAAUAUAUAUCCUAAUGGAUUAUAUUUUUCUUGGUCUUGCAUCGUAAUUAUGAGUUAAAUCGCUUAACAAUUGGAUUCAAAUUCAAUAACUACAUAUACAUGACACCAAAAAGUUUAAGACAUCAAAAUAUUUCAUAAAAAUGGUAUUGUAGAAAUAAGAAUUCAGUCUAUAAACAUGGCCCCAUGCCUAUUUAUUUCCUCCUAUGUUUUGAGUACAUAAAACCCUAGUUGCUGCAUCUCCUCCUUUGGGAAGCUUCUCCUCCCUCUCGGGAGAGUUAUCCUCUAUUUAAGGAUGUUUUUCAUCUUCUAAGUUUUCUCUUAAUAAACAAAUUGAACAGGAAUGAAUAUUGUGUAACUAUCAUCCUAGUAACCGCCCCAAUGAACCAACAAACAACAUACAAGAAUGACUAUAUCUAUCACCUGUCUCCUCCCCUUUUCCUAAAUAUACAUUUCCUAAUUACAAUGUCAGAUACCCAACCAAUGUGCAUUGUUAGCAACUUAGCUUUAUGUGCAUAUUUGAGCAAAACAUUUUCUCUUUUCUUUCUCUUGUCCCAACUUCCACCAUCACCAAUCAAGUGAUAUAAAUCGUUGAAGACUUGAAGGAAAAAUGGGAGGGAAAAUUGAUAGUGAGGACAAGAUACAAUUAUAUUUACGUUGAACUAGUUAACCGUAUUGAAUGAUUACUAAAUAGACGAACAUAAAAAUAUAUAGUGGGAAACAUAUUCCUCCAAGUGACUGUUAAGAGAGUAUGUUAACCACUGCAAGAUACUUCCUCCUGGUCUUCAUCCUUGGGUAAUCACUUCAUAAGUGGAGAGUUCAUUGUGACAUACUCAUUUAAAGAGUAUUGUACAAAAUUCAUUAUUAAAUGUUGAACAUAAGCGACUCAUAUUAGUGUAGUUAUUGGGGUAAGAUCACUUGGGGAUGGAGAGUGUUGACCAUCAACUUGCAUGUGCAUGAUUAGCAUGUCCAUAUUUAUGACCUUACUAUAUCAUGCUUGGAGCUCACUGUCUCAACUCUCAAAUGGAUCAUGAUUCCAUUCCAUUACAGUAGUAGUAAUUCACAUAAGUCCUAAUCAAGUUCUCCAAAGCAAAUCAUA
Abrus precatorius (Indian licorice) is the source of this 4667-nucleotide messenger RNA. RefSeq lists its product as uncharacterized. The coding region runs from base 85 to 1188 and encodes 367 amino acids. The transcript has 5 exons. NCBI's taxonomy places the organism in Eukaryota, Viridiplantae, Streptophyta, Magnoliopsida, Fabales, Fabaceae. The record is from RefSeq and is a predicted model, not a curated record.